Daldinia decipiens is the source of this 273-nucleotide messenger RNA. RefSeq lists its product as uncharacterized. NCBI's taxonomy places the organism in Eukaryota, Fungi, Ascomycota, Sordariomycetes, Xylariales, Hypoxylaceae. The coding region runs from base 1 to 273 and encodes 90 amino acids. The transcript has 2 exons. The record is from RefSeq and is a predicted model, not a curated record.
AUGUCUUCGCAGUCGGCAAAUACCGCUUCCAACUUGGCCCUUGAGGACAGAAUAAUCUACGGAUUUGGGCCCGACCAUCGUAUGCCUCAUUCAUGCCCUUCGUGUCUUGGAACUCCUAGAUUGGUUAAUGAUUGUCAUGCUUGUGACGGGACCGGGCUUGUGUGGGACACUAGUUCGGACAGUAUUUAUCAAGGAGAGGAGAAACAACAUUCAUCACCGGGUGGAUCCUCUCCAGAGAGUUCUUCAUUAUCAUCGUAUGACCGACAAGACUGA